Eutrema salsugineum is the source of this 1781-nucleotide messenger RNA. Its product is annotated as RNA-binding protein Musashi homolog 2. Gene Ontology annotation, molecular function: RNA binding. Bases 439 to 1578 code for a protein of 379 amino acids. The record is from RefSeq and is a predicted model, not a curated record. The transcript is spliced from 12 exons. Lineage: Eukaryota; Viridiplantae; Streptophyta; Magnoliopsida; Brassicales; Brassicaceae.
UCAGUUGGCAGACCAUUUCGAUACGAAAUCCAGACAAAAAGGGUCUGGACUCUGGAAGGUUUUUAGGGCUCUAAUCGACAACUCCUUGGGAGAGAGAUAGAGCGAGAGAGAUUUCAAAAGGUCAGUGUGUGUGUGUGAGUCUCGUUCGAAUUCCUGGUUUGUGGCAAUGAAUGAAUCUUAGGGUAUUUUAAAGUUUCUUUUGUUUCUUAUCGGAGAGAUUCCGUGUGCCCAGAAAAUGAUGAUUUGGUGUUUGAUGAUAUUUGUGUGUGAGAAAGAGAUGUGCUUCUUGUGGUUUGCAGGAGCAAGAGUCGAAGAGACGAGUGUGAGAGAUUUAACUUAAGAGGGAGAGAAGAGAGAUAGAGAGAGACGAGAGGUUUCCUGAGAGUGUUGUUAGGGUUUCGAUUCCUCUCCAGAUCUACACAUUUGUUUGCUCAUCUCAUGGAACGGAAGCUUGUGGUUUUGGGUAUCCCGUGGGAUAUUGAUUCCGAUGGGCUUAAGGAUUACAUGUCGAAAUUUGGAGACUUGGAGGAUUGUAUUGUCAUGAAGGAUCGAUCAACUGGAAGAUCUCGUGGAUUUGGAUAUGUGACUUUUGCUUCAGCUGAAGAUGCAAAGAACGCUUUGAAAGGUGAACACUUUUUGGGGAACAGAAUCUUGGAAGUAAAAGUGGCUACACCAAAGGAAGAGAUGAGACAGCCUGCAAAAAAGGUGACAAGGAUCUUUGUUGCUCGAAUCCCUCCAUCAGUCUCUGAAUCAGAUUUCCGAAGCCAUUUUGAGAGGUACGGGGAGAUAACAGACUUAUACAUGCCUAAGGACCACAACUCGAAGCAACACCGAGGAAUUGGGUUUAUAACAUUCGCUAGUGCUGAUUCAGUGGAGGAGCUGAUGGAAGACACUCAUGAUCUGGGAGGUUCAACGGUUGCUGUUGAUCGAGCGACACCAAAGGAGGAUGAUCAUCAUCCUCCGAGGCCACCACCAGCGGCUAGAAUGCCGCGCCCACCUGUGGCUGUUCCAGGAGGAUUUGGAGCUCCAGGUGGUUAUGGAGCUUAUGAUGCUUACAUUUCUGCUGCUACAAGAUACGCAGCUCUUGGUGCUCCUACUCUGUAUGAUAAUCCGGCCUCAUUUUAUGGAAGAGGGGAACCAGCGAGGGGAAUAGGAAAUAAGAUCUUUGUUGGACGGCUUCCUCAAGAAGCAUCCGUUGAUGAUCUUCGCGAUUAUUUUGGGAGAUUUGGCCGUAUUCAGGAUGCAUAUAUUCCAAAGGACCCAAAGAGAAGUGGACAUAGAGGUUUCGGAUUCGUUACCUUUGCUGAAAAUGGUGUUGCAGAUCGUGUAGCCCGGAGAUCUCAUGAAAUCUGUGGACAAGAGGUAGCAAUAGAUUCAGCAACACCGCUUGAUGAAGCUGGACCUAGCGCCGGUGGAAAUUCCAUGUUAAGUUCUUCUCGUCCUGAAUAUUUUGGUGGCUAUGGAGGUCCAGUGCGCUCUUUUGGUCGGAUGUAUGGAGGCAUGAGUUUGGACGAUUGGGGAUAUGGAAUGCCGAAUGCAAGACCAUCAAGAUCAGACUGGAGGUACCGGCCAUACUAAUGCACCAGACGAACUUCUCAUUAGCUUUGGCUUUGGCUUGGUCAUUCAUAUAAACUCGACUUGUGUCAGAUAUAUGUUUCAAAAUUUCUCAGGAUCAAUUGUAUUGAAGCUUUUAUGCUUUUACUUGGGAACAAGUUAAACUGGUUUGUGAUGGUAUUAUGCAGAGAAGUGAAAAUUGGAACAGAUAAAGCUUUACAAGAAAA